This is a messenger RNA of Jaculus jaculus (lesser Egyptian jerboa), 2257 nucleotides long. RefSeq names its product centriole, cilia and spindle associated protein (gene Ccsap). The transcript has 3 exons. Gene Ontology annotation, cellular component: ciliary transition zone; axon; ciliary basal body. Gene Ontology annotation, molecular function: microtubule binding. NCBI's taxonomy places the organism in Eukaryota, Metazoa, Chordata, Mammalia, Rodentia, Dipodidae. Gene Ontology annotation, biological process: regulation of mitotic spindle assembly. The record is from RefSeq and is a predicted model, not a curated record. The coding region runs from base 5 to 775 and encodes 256 amino acids.
CACCAUGUCCCCCGGCAGCGGGGUGAAGAGCGAGUACAUGAAGCGCUACCGGGAGCCGCGCUGGGACGAGUACGCGCCGUGCUACCGCGAGCUGCUGCGCUACCGCCUGGGCCGCCGGCUGCUGGAGCAGGCGCACGCGCCCUGGCUCUGGGACGCCUGGGGCCCUGACGGCGCCUCGGACGGCUCGGCGGCGUCCAGCCCCGCGCCCGCCGAACCCGGGGAGCCCGCCGAGCCCUCGGCGCGGGAGGAGCGGCCAGCGGCGCGGCGCGGCGCGGGGGCCGGGGGAGACGCGGGCGCCGAGGAGCCGUCGCGGGACGCCGCGCCGCCAGCUCCACCAACAAAAGAUGCAGAAGAGAAACCUGAACAACAAAACGGGGCAAAAGAGACUGACAGGCUGCCGAGCAGCAACGAGCCUCGCCAGCAGUCUGGUGCCUUAUUUGCCAGAGAAAGCAAGAAAGCAGCCAGAAGCCCCCAGAGGUCCACAGGCCGGAUCAGGGAAAACAAGCACCCAUUCGCUCUUUACGGCUGGGGAGAGAAACAGACGGACACGGGAAACCAGAAGACUCACAACGUCUGCGCCUCCGCCCCUGUGCAUGAGAUUCAUGAGUCAGCACUACGAGCCAAGAACAGAAGACAGGUGGAGAAGAGGAAGCUGGCUGCUCAGAGGCAGCGCGCUCACUCUGUGGACGUGGAGAAGAACCGAAGGAUAAAGCCGGCCUCUGUAGAGAACCCUUGGCUGACAGAGUACAUGCGCUGCUACUCAGCCAGGGCCUAGCUCCUGGACAGCCGCUUCUGGAAGCACUCCUUAAAGAAAAGAGAGAGAGAGAAAACUAUAAAACUAAACCACAUACAUGUUGAAGAAGUCAACGAAUCACACAAGGCUUUUCUUAGGGAAUUUCCAAAAGAUGGUUUUGUUUUGUUGACGGUCACCUGCCUUAGCUGUAAGGCAGACCCUGGAAGCCAUAGACGUCAGGUUGUUGAUGACAAGUCCCCAGAUCUUGAUACUUGUUAUGAAGCACCCCAGUCUUCUAAGACAGCCACACCAAAUGCCUUUAACUGGCUGAUGACGCGUCCCAAGUGGCGUGCAGGUGUGUCUCUCUGGGCCGCGUCACACCCACCCUGGGCAGGGCCCUGCUGCUCCCGGGCACCUGCACAGCUUGCUUCGUGGGAGAACCAAGUGAAACGCACUUAAGCACUGCCCUGCCCUUCAUCACGAAGCUUCAAGUCUGGUAGCUCCUGAGAAAUUCCACGACAUAUUUAUACCCCAUUUCACGUCACUUUCACGUAGACUGUGUGAUACUUAAGAAUUUUUUGUGGCCAUGGCGAGAAUCACUUCCUCUUUAAAUUAUCAUCUAGGAACUUAUUUAAUAGUUUAGUAGUUCAGAUACAUUCCAGUGAGGUGCAGUGCAGUGUGUGUUUACAGUAGUAAUGGCAUUUCUUUUUUUAGUUAAGGAGUGUCACAUUCUUUUAAGUGUAAGAUUUCUUUGUGGAGCAAAGGAGGAACUGUCCACCACUUGUUAAGUCCAGACUUUUGCCACACCCCCUGUGUGGGCCCUGUUGUCCCUUCUGCAGUAGCUAAUCAUGUCAUUGACAGCUUGUAAUAUGAAAUGAAAUGAAGUUGUUUGGCCUGCAGGGCGUGGACCAGUAGAUACCACCAGCAUCCUGUUGGCCCCGUUCUUUGGGACUUCACAACAGCGCUGAGGUGCAGCACCAGGAGCUGCCACGUGACUGUCUGGCUCCCGCUCACUGGACUCUCCUGCCACUCCGCGGGAGAGGGAGGGGUGUUCAGGCACAGAACAAGCAAUGUUUUCUCCCUUAGCAGGGAAUGGCAAUUAGGGCAGAAAAAUGGUUUUAGAAACCACGGUCUGUGUGAGAUGGGUGUCCCACAGAGGGGACUUUACCAGAGGGAUAAGCGCCAUUCUUCCCCAGAGACAGGGAGGUCCUUUCCCAGUGCCUGAAGGUGUCCGGUAAAAACCUGGUAUUGGACAUGAAGCCAAGCAUCUCCUUGGUGUUUUUACUCUGUGUCUUUGAGUGUGAUAGUUUUUAUAGCACAGCUGAUCUCAUUCCACAUAACUGUCACACAGUGUCAUCUUGCUGCUGUAUUAUGCUUUGAAAAUGCAUACUGCAGAAUCAUGAAGUUUUUUUAAAAAGAAACUUUUAAAAUAUUUACAUAGUUUUGUAUAGUCUCUUAUGUACAGAGCCUUCCAGCCACUGAGGUGUAUAUUUAAUAAGAAUAAAUUCUACAUGUUGUCCAACA